Phlebotomus argentipes is the source of this 4655-nucleotide messenger RNA. RefSeq names its product CD109 antigen-like. The transcript is spliced from 8 exons. The record is from RefSeq and is a predicted model, not a curated record. Lineage: Eukaryota; Metazoa; Arthropoda; Insecta; Diptera; Psychodidae. Gene Ontology annotation, cellular component: extracellular region. The coding region runs from base 139 to 4620 and encodes 1493 amino acids. Gene Ontology annotation, molecular function: endopeptidase inhibitor activity.
UAUUCAGUACCAGUCGAGACUCCGAGUGGAUCGGAUCAGGUGCCCUCGCGCGAGCAAUUGAAGCUACAGUGUUCAAGUGAUUUUUCUUCUCUUUACUGACUUUGUGCGCGUCUUGGUCAGGUCAGGAGGUGCAGCAGUAUGUCGCGAAUUUUCGCGAUUUUUCUCACCUGCGCGAUCUUUGGGGUGUGCUGUGAGGCGAAAGGGUACUACAGCGUCGUUGGCUCGCGAGUUUUUCGCGCCAAUUCCCCAUAUCACGUUUCCGUGAGCACUCAUGGCACCAGCGAGGCUGUCCAGAUGAGAGUCGGCGUCGAAGGACAGUCCGAGGGAGGCUCGAAAUUCUCCCAGUUCAAGGAUGUCACGCUGGAGCCAGACACGAGCAAACUGGUGGAGAUCGAUAUCGGCAAAGUGGAGCCUGGAGAGUACAACUUGACAGCAGAAGGUCUCUCGGGACUGAUCUUCAAGAACUACACCUCGAUAUCCGCCAACACGAAGACCUUUUCCACGUACAUUCAGACGGACAAGGCGGUGUACAAGCCAGGAGAUGUCGUGAGGUUCCGCGUUCUCAUUCUGGAUGCCAAUCUGAAGCCGGUUCAGCCGAAGGAUAAAAUGUUGAUCUACAUUCAGGAUGCCAAGCAGAAUCGCAUUAAGCAGUGGCUCGACGCUGAGCCGGUCAAGGGCGUGUAUUCGAAUGAGCUGCAGCUUUCAGAUCUGCCAGUUCUGGGCGACUGGACAAUCCAGGUGGACGUGAUGGGACAGAAGUUCUCCAAGAACAUUGAAGUGGCGGAAUAUGUGCUGCCGAAGUUCGAAGUGACCAUUGACACUCCUCAAUUUGCCACCUUCAAGGAUGGCAAGCUGCGGUUCACCGUGCGUUCCAAAUACACGUACGGAAAGCCAGUGAAAGGAGAAGCCACAAUUUCUGUCUAUCCACGAUUCUUCGGCUCUUACCAGCCAUUUGUGUCCGAUUUGAUUUCCAGGAAAGUCUCCAAGAUCGAUGGCAAGACUUCUGUGGAGUUUGACAUUCAGGAUGAGUUGAAAUUCAAGGAAGACUGGCAAAGAGACAUCACAGUUGAGGCUGUUGUGGAGGAAGAGCUGACGAACAGGAAGCAGAACACUUCUAAAACCGUGACUCUCUAUCGCACGCGAUACGAAGUGGAAUUGAUUAAAUCUUCUGAUAGAUUCAAGGCUGGUUUGCCCUUCACUGUUCGCGUGAAAGUGGCAAAUCGUGAUGGAUCUCCAGUGACGGAUAAGAACAAUCCAGUGUAUCUUCGGCAAACCAACAACUUCUACUCUGCAGAAGAUGGAUACAAGAGUAACUCAGUGAAUUCGACUGUUUAUCUCGAUGAGAAUGGCAUGGGAAAGGUCAAUCUGGACAUUCCCGUGAACGUCAGCAACAUUGACAUGGUUGCCACUUAUCUGGACACUGAGGGAUACCUUGGAUACACGCCAUCCGUGUCGUCGGACAGCAACACCUUCCUCAAGACCACCAUCAACACCGCUGAACCCGAGGUGAACCGCGAGAUUUCCGUUCAAGUGGACGCAACUGAACCCAUGACGCACUUCACAUAUCAAGUCAUCGGCCGCGGAGACAUUAUCAUCUCGAAGACUGUGGAAGUGCCUUCCAGGAAUUCGCACACGUUCAAGUUCUUGGCGAGCUUCGCCAUGGUUCCCGAAGCCAAGCUCGUGGUGUACUUUAUCCGGCCGGACGGAGAAGUUGUCUCUGACAGUCAACCCAUCAAGUUCCGCUCGAGCUUCCAGAACUUUGUGAAGCUGGAGAUGGACAAGACUCAGGCGGGACCAGGAGAUGAUCUCACGCUGACAGUCAACACCAAGCCGAAUUCCUUCGUGGGACUUUUGGGCGUGGAUCAGAGCGUGUUGCUGCUGAAGUCGGGCAAUGAUCUGUCCAAGGAUGCCAUAUUCAAUGACCUACGCAGCUAUCAAGAAGAGACUUGGUAUCCCAGAAACUAUCCUUGGAGAGGAAAGAGAUUCAUCGCUCCUUGGUACACUCCAACCUGGCGAGAUUUCAAUGAUGCCGGAGCUGUUUUCCUGACCAAUGCCAAGGAGGAGCCAAGUCGUUUGACCACGAAGAACCUCCUGCCCAUCACGACCGAGCGCUAUAAUUCCGUGGACGAUGUGACACGCAAGAGGACAGAUUUGGGUCCUGCUCACUUAUUCAAAUUGCACACACGUCCUCCACUCGCCGGUCCCUAUGCUUUCAGCCGCAUCCCGCGGCCGGCGUGGAAUCACCCACGUGUGUAUCUCAUGCAUGAUAUCCGGGAUACGUGGCUCUUUCUCAAUACUUCAUCGGGCUACGAGGGAAAGACGACGCUACGCAAGAAAGUCCCAGACACCAUCACUUCCUGGGUGAUCACGGGAUUCGCCAUUGAUCCCAUCACAGGCUUCGGCAUGACUCAGAAUCCGCGGACUCUGAAAGUCUUCCAGCCUUUCUUCGUCUCCACGAAUCUGCCUUAUUCGGUGAAACGCGGAGAAGUUGUCUCAAUUCCAAUUGUUGUCUUCAACUACAUGGAGAGCGAUGUUCAGGCGGAAGUGACGCUGGACAAUGUGAAUCAGGAGUUUGAUUUCACUGAGGUCACCAAUGAUGUUAAUCCCAAUCCCAAACUCGAAUUGUACCGCAAGAAGAGAGUCACAGUUCCGGCCAACGGAGGAAAAGCGCUCUCAUUCAUGGUGACGCCUAAGAAGGUGGGACACAUUACCAUUAAAGUGACUGCAACGUCAGCAGUGGCUGGAGAUGGAGUCGAACGUCUUCUCCUGGUGGAGCCCGAAGGAGUUCCUCAGUACAUGAGCAAAUCCGUCUUCGUGGACCUCAACAAGGAGCCGAAUGCUGUUGCCAAUCUGCCCUUCGAAGUGCCAAAGAACGCCGUGCCAGACUCUGUUCACGUUGAGGUGUCCGUGCUUGGAGAUCUCUUGGGAUCGACCAUUGAGAAUCUGGACAAACUCAUCAGACUUCCUUACGGAUGCGGAGAGCAGAAUAUGCUGAACUUUGUGCCCAAUAUUGUGGUGCUGAACUAUCUGAAGGUGACUGGAAAGGAGACGCCUGAGAUCGAGAAGAAAGCCUUGAAGUACAUGGAGUCUGGAUACCAGAGAGAGUUGACGUACAAGCACAAGGAUGGUUCCUUCAGUGCCUUCGGCGAGAGUGACAAGAACGGAAGCACUUGGCUCACCGCCUUUGUUGCGAGAUCCUUCAGACAAGCCAAGAAAUUCAUCGCUGUCGAGGAGGAAGUGAUCACCAAUGCUCUCAAUUGGCUCAGUGAUCAACAAGCUCCGAAUGGAAGCUUCCCUGAAGUGGGUCACGUUUCGCACAAGGAUAUGCAAGGAGGAGCUGGUCAGGGAAUCGCUCUCACUGCAUACACACUCAUCACAUUCCUGGAGAAUCGCAAUGAUGUGCCCAAGCAUCAGAACACUAUCAACAAGGCUCUGGAUUAUGUUGCGAGGAACCUCGAAGGACUGGAUGAUGUCUAUGCUCUGGCUCUGGCCGCUUAUGCUCUUCACAUUGCCCAGCACAGCUCCAGGAGCAACGCUCUGGCUCUGAUGGAGGGCAAAUCGACCACAGAUGCGCAGCUCAAGUGGUGGCAUAAGCCCAUUCCCGAAGCGGACAAGAAGAAUCCCUGGUAUGGACAGCCCAACUCGGUCAAUGUGGAGCUCACAGCGUACGCUCUGCUGACUUACAUGGAAGCUGGAAUCGUGGAGGAUGCUUUGCCGGUGAUGAAGUGGCUCAUUGGUCAGAGGAACAGCGAAGGAGGCUUCCAAUCCACACAGGACACCGUUGUGGGCAUCACAGCUCUGGCGAAAUUCGCUGAGAAGAUUUCAGGAGGCGGCCCAGGAGGAGGAAAUGACGUGAAAAUGACUGUUGAGGCUGAGGAUGGUCAGAAGUCUAAUCUCAAAGUGGACAAUGACAACUCGCUGGUUCUCCAGAGUGUCAAGCUUUCUCCGAAUGUGAGGAAUGUGACUGUGUCGGCACAGGGCAAGGGAUUCGUUGUGGUUCAGCUGUCUUACAGAUACAAUCUCAAUGUCACCGGCGCCUGGCCGCGCUUCACACUGGAUCCGCAGGUGAAUAAGAACAGCAAUCAGGACUUCCUGCAUCUCUCAGUGUGCACGAGUUUCAUCCCAGACAGCGCGGCUGGCAAUGAGUCCAACAUGGCAGUGAUGGAAGUGGGCUUCCCCAGUGGAUUCACCGCCGAUCUGGACACUCUGCCAUCACUGCAGAUGCUGGAGAAGGUGAAGAAGGUGGAGACGAAAGACGGAGACACCAAAGUUGUGGUGUACUUUGACAAUCUGGACCGGAAGGAGAGAUGCCCAACAUUGACUGCCUUCAGGACAUUCAAAGUGGCUCAUCAGAAGCCGGCAGCUGUGACCGUUUACGACUAUUAUGAUAAUGCGCGUCGUGCGAGGAUGUUCUACAGCGCCAAUCCGGCUAGUUUGUGUGACAUCUGCGAGGGAGAUGACUGCGGACAGUCGUGCACGCCACAGGCUCAGCAGCAGACCUCUGACAAGGAGCCAGGAAGUCCUCUGGACAGACCAGGACCCGUGGGGUCCUCUAGUAAAGUCGAAUCUCUCAUCUACCUGGUUCUGGGAUCUCUGAUUACAAGAUUCCUGUGGAUCUAGGAAAGCUUCUUUACUAACUUUACACAAUACAAAAA